UUCCAUUGCAGUACUUCAAUAGUGAGUGUUGUUAUUACCUGAAACUUAAGGAAACCAGGUUGACACUUUUAAGUUUCACUUUCCCCAAACUCUCAAUUGCAAGAGGCACAGUCUGUCAACCGAGGCAGGUUGAGUCAUUCUCACAAGUUGUUUGCAUACUCUGCAGAUCAGCUGUGAGUGUUUUGCCUGUUUCUCUGCCACCAGCACCACCACCACUGACAGGAUGGACCAGGGAGCGUGGACACGGCUCUUUGAGAAUAAAUCAAGGAAUCUUAAAGACUCCUGGCGUCUGGAGCUUGAGGAAGAGCUUGUGCUGCAACACGGCUGGAAGAACUGUAUCGUGAGCACAGGUGGAAGGUUCAGAUGCUCCGACUGUGGAAGAGGCUGGUCUUCUAACAUGGUGAGGGUGGUCUGCCACAUGCGCCUGUCAAACGGCCAGGGCGUCGCCAAGGUGAGGCCCUCCCGUCAGAAGUGUAAGAACUGCGACAACGGUCCAAUGGAAAAGCCAAGCAUCGACUCAGAGAACAUCAAGAUCCUCCUGGGGAAUCUGGUGGAGAAGAUAAGAAUGAAAUGCUACAAUGAGAACCUGGGCAGAAAGAGGCAGGACUUCAGAAGCUUUGAUGGCAAAAGACCCCAUGAGCCUGCUCUUUGUGAGGCCUGUCACCAGGGCAUCUGUCCAAAGAAAUUCUUUUAAGACACCCAAAAGAAAAAAAAGCUAAUCUCCAUAAUCUUUUAUGCAGAAGCUAAUUUUAGCAAAGCACUGGACUUUUCCUCAUUCUGUUACAUUGCAUUGCUUCCAAUGAUAAUCAGAACAUGUAAGUUAUCAUGUUUGCUCUUGUUUCCUCUUGUUGUCGGUUUCCUUGAAAAUGUGAAUUUUUCUGCUUAAAAACAUUAAAUCAACCUCCUUAUAAACAAUAAAUUCAGCUUAUAC
Molecule: messenger RNA, 931 nt
Organism: Centropristis striata (black sea bass)
Lineage: Eukaryota; Metazoa; Chordata; Actinopteri; Perciformes; Serranidae
Product: receptor-transporting protein 2-like
Exons: 2
Coding region: 224-694 (156 amino acids)
Biological process (GO): protein insertion into membrane; protein targeting to membrane
Molecular function (GO): olfactory receptor binding
Source: RefSeq, a predicted model, not a curated record